CCCCGCCCAGCUCGGGGUGGGAGGACCGGCGGCGGCGGCGAAGGCGAAAUGAUCGCCUUGUUGUUGGACUCUGCCGUGCGCCUCGCUGCGCAACGAGGCAGGGGCUGGCACGGGCGGCGGCGAGGAUGACCUUGCAGGGAUGUCGGCGAGGGGCGUGUUUGAGCAUCGUCUCCCUCCGAUCCGGCAGCAGCAGCGUCGUCGGGUGACUUGAGAGUAGGAGAGAGAGAGACAGAAAGAGACAAAAGCGGGAAGGGAGGAGGGAAAGAGGAGGAGGCGGAUUUGCAGUGAUAGGCGGUGCGCAAGGCGAGCGCUGGCCACUUUGCCGAAGUGUCUUGAACGUGGAGAGGAGGAGAGCGCCGGGCUCCGUCCACACGAGCGGCAGCGGCAGCAACACGGGCUCCUGCCCUGCCCCGCCCAGAGCUCUUUGCGCGAGACCGCCGAUCGUCUGAAUCCCGCCGCCCAUCCCCGCGCCUCGGGCCGCAUGCGCUUGAUGUUCGCGGAAUUCCGCUCCAAAGGCAACCCCUUGCCGGACACGGGAGGGGGCCAUGAACGAGCUCUGGCCAUGAACUGCGGCGAGACCAAGGAGAUGGAAGCCGCCGCCGCUCACUUCAGCUUCUGCCAGAACCUUCUAGAACACACCGUGUCGGCCGAGAACCUCAAUUACCGCCUGCAGAGGAACUCCGGCAGCAGCCUGACCUGGCACGAUGGGCGAAGCCAGCGGUCAGCGGGAGGGAGGACCGUCAAACUCCUCCAGCAGCCAGGAACAGAAGGCUCCCAGGUCCGGACCUACGAUCACUACGGCAUCUACCACACCAGCCCGACGCUCGGGAGCCUGACCAAGCCGGUGGUGCUUUGGACGCAGCAGGAUGUGUGCAAGUGGCUCAAAAAGCACUGCCCACACAAUUAUCUCAUCUACGUGGAGGCCUUUUCCCAUCACGCCAUCACAGGUCGGGCGUUGCUGCGGCUGAAUGCGGAGAAGUUGCAGCGCAUGGGGAUAAUCCACGAGUCUCAGCGGCAGGAAGUCCUCCAACAGGUGCUGCAGCUGCAGGUGCGCGAGGAAGUCCGCAACCUACAGCUCCUCAGUCAAGAGACCAGCUGCUCUCUGGCUCAGAACUCAUGCCACGCCAAACCACCGCCACUAGGACUUGUCAAACUCAGCCUCGUGGGAUCCGAUCACAGCGCGAAAUUGUUUCCUUGACGAAACCAGCGAGGACAGACUUUCUCCCCAGAAGGACACGGAAGACUUCUGAAACUGAGGAUUUUGCAAAUGCUUCACUCGUUUCAUUGUACGGGCGUCUUGGAU
Messenger RNA from Podarcis muralis (Common wall lizard), 1303 nucleotides. It is a transcript of the gene SAMD10, whose product is annotated as sterile alpha motif domain containing 10. Gene Ontology annotation, biological process: cell surface receptor protein tyrosine kinase signaling pathway. Gene Ontology annotation, molecular function: protein binding. Gene Ontology annotation, cellular component: cytoplasmic side of plasma membrane. The record is from RefSeq and is a predicted model, not a curated record. Lineage: Eukaryota; Metazoa; Chordata; Lepidosauria; Squamata; Lacertidae.